AUGUCUACUAGGAAUGAACAACAUCAAACGGUUCCGCUUUCAGUUCUUUUGAAGCGUGAGUUGAUGAAUGAGAAAAUUGAGAAGCCUGAGAUUGCUCAUGGUCAAGCUGGCCAAAGUAAGAAAGGAGAGGAUUUAACGUUGCUGAAGGCUGAGUGCCAGAGGAUGGUUUCUGAUGGGGUCUAUACAUAUUCUGUUUAUGGGCUAUUUGAUGGACACAAUGGAUCUGCUGCUGCUAUUUAUUCUAAGGAGAAUCUUCUAAAUAAUGUUUUAAGUGCAAUUCCGCCUGAUCUUAAUGGAGACGAGUGGUUGGCAGCAUUGCCUAGAGCUUUGGUUGCAGGCUUUGUAAAAACUGAUAAAGAUUUUGCACAGAAUGGACAAAAAUCAGGAACAACUGUAACCUUUGUGAUUAUCGAAGGAUGGGUUGUAACGGUUGCAUCAGUUGGUGAUUCCCGCUGCGUACUAGAAUCUUCUGAAGGUGGGGUUUAUUACUUGUCAGCAGAUCAUAGGCUAGAAACAAAUGAAGAGGAGAGGGUUCGUAUCACUUCUAGUGGGGGUGAGGUUGGUCGUUUAAAUACAGGGGGAGGUGCAGAGGUUGGUCCCUUGAGAUGUUGGCCUGGUGGCUUGUGCCUUUCACGGUCUAUUGGAGAUAUGGAUAUUGGUGAAUUUGUUGUCCCUGUACCACAUGUAAAACAAGUGAAGCUGUCCACUGCUGGAGGCCGGCUUGUUAUCUGCAGUGACGGUGUUUGGGAUUCUUUACCUGCAGAAGUGGCUCUUGAUUGUUGUCGUGGCAUGUCAGCAGAGGCUGCUGCACCACAGAUUGUAAAAGUGAGAUAA
Messenger RNA from Vicia faba (fava bean), 834 nucleotides. Lineage: Eukaryota; Viridiplantae; Streptophyta; Magnoliopsida; Fabales; Fabaceae. The record is from the annotation of a GenBank genome assembly.